CUGUUGCUGGAAGUGGCCUGGCCUCUGUUUAUCUUCCUGAUCCUGAUCUCCGUCCGGCUGAGCUACCCACCCUAUGAACAACAUGAAUGCCACUUUCCAAACAAAGCCAUGCCCUCUGCAGGAACGCUUCCUUGGGUUCAGGGGAUUAUCUGUAAUGCCAAUAACCCCUGUUUCCGUUAUCCGACUCCCGGUGAGGCCCCUGGGGUUCUUGGAAACUUUAACAAAUCCAUCGUGUCUCGCCUGUUCUCAGAUGCUCAGCGGCUUCUUCUGUAUAGCCAGAAAGACACCAGCAUGAAGGACAUACACCAAGUUCUGAGGACGUUGCAGCAGAUAGAGCGUUCCAGUCCAGGGAAAGUUCUGUUUCUGUGGAACAAAGAGCUCCGUUCACAUGUCUUCUGGUGCAUGCAGCAUAUUCUUGAAAAGGCAGAACUCAGUUCAUGGGACAAAGGAGGUAAAAAACAAAGUAUUUUUUUCUCAUUCCAGAGGGAACUAAACUCUACAUCUCCUUUCCUGAACAAGGAACUGGUUAAAGCCACAGAAACUUUGCUGGAUAGUCUCGGGACUUUGGCCCAAGAGCUGUUCAGCAUGAACAGCUGGAGCGACAUGCGGCAGGAGGUCAUGUUCCUGACCAAUGUGAACAGCUCCAGCUCGUCCACCCAGAUAUACCAAGCCGUGUCCCGCAUCGUCUGUGGCCAUCCCGAGGGCGGGGGCCUGAAGAUUAAGUCCCUCAACUGGUACGAGGACAACAACUACAAAGCUCUCUUUGGUGGCAACGGCACGGAUGAAGAUGCUGACAGCUUUUAUGACAAUUCUACAACUCCUUAUUGCAAUGAUCUGAUGAAGAAUUUGGAGUCCAGUCCCCUUUCCCGCAUCAUAUGGAAAGCUCUCAAGCCUCUGCUUGUUGGGAAGAUCCUGUAUACACCUGACACUCCAGUCACAAGGCAGGUUAUGGCCGAGGUGAAUAAGACCUUUCAGGAACUGGCUGUGUUUCAUGAUGUGCAAGGCAUGUGGGAAGAGCUCAGCCCCAAGAUCUGGACCUUCAUGGAGAGUAACCCGGAAAUGGACCUUGUUCGGACACUGUUGGACAGUAGAAGCAAUGACCACUUUUGGGAACAGCAGUUGGAUGGCUUAGACUGGACUGCCAAAGAUAUCCUGGCAUUUCUGGCCAAGCACCCAGAGGAUGUCCAGUCUGCUAACGGCUCUGUGUACACCUGGAGAGAAGCUUUCAAUGAGACUGACCAGGCAAUCCAGACCAUCUCUCGCUUCAUGGAGUGUGUCAACUUGAAUAAGCUCGAACCGGUAGCAACAGAAGUCCGGCUCAUCAGCAAGUCCAUGGAGUUGCUGGACGAGCGGAAGUUCUGGGCCGGUAUCGUGUUCACCGGAAUCACUCCUGACAGUGUGGAGUUGCCCCGUCAUGUCAAGUACAAGAUCCGAAUGGACAUUGACAAUGUGGAGAGGACAAAUAAAAUCAAGGAUGGGUACUGGGACCCCGGUCCUCGGGCUGACCCCUUUGAGGAUAUGCGGUAUGUCUGGGGGGGCUUUGCCUACUUACAAGAUGUGGUGGAACAGGCGAUCAUCAGGGUGCUGACGGGCACCGAGAAGAAAACUGGUGUCUAUGUGCAGCAGAUGCCCUACCCCUGUUAUGUCGAUGACAUCUUCCUGCGGGUGAUGAGCCGGUCCAUGCCCCUGUUCAUGACGCUGGCCUGGAUCUACUCCGUGGCUGUGAUCAUCAAGGGCAUCGUGUAUGAGAAGGAGGCGCGGCUGAAGGAAACCAUGCGCAUCAUGGGCCUGGACAACGGCAUCCUGUGGUUCAGCUGGUUCAUCAGUAGCCUCAUUCCUCUGCUCGUGAGCGCCGGCCUGCUUGUGGUCAUCCUGAAAUUAGGAAACCUGCUGCCCUACAGUGACCCCAGCGUGGUGUUUGUCUUUCUGUCCAUGUUCGCCGUGGUGACCAUCCUGCAGUGUUUCCUGAUCAGCACACUCUUCUCAAGAGCCAACCUGGCGGCAGCCUGUGGGGGCAUCAUCUACUUCAUUCUCUACCUGCCCUACGUGCUGUGCGUGGCAUGGCAAGACUAUGUGGGCUUCACGCUCAAGAUCUUCGUGAGCCUGCUGUCUCCUGUGGCUUUCGGGUUUGGCUGUGAGUACUUUGCCCUUUUUGAGGAGCAGGGCAUUGGGGUGCAGUGGGACAACCUGUUUGAGAGCCCCGUGGAGGAAGAUGGCUUCAACCUCACCAUUUCAGUCUCCAUGAUGCUGUUCGACACCUUCCUCUAUGGAGUGAUGACGUGGUACAUCGAGGCUGUCUUUCCAGGCCAGUAUGGAAUCCCCAGGCCCUGGUAUUUUCCUUGCACCAAAUCCUACUGGUUCGGUGAGGAAAGUGAUGAAAAGAGCCACCCUGGUUCCAGCCAGAAGGGAGCAUCAGAAAUCUGCGUGGAGGAGGAGCCCACACACCUGAAGCUGGGUGUGUCCAUUCAGAACCUGAUGAAGGUUUACCGGGAUGGCAUGAAGGUGGCUGUUGAUGGCCUGGCCUUGAAUUUCUAUGAGGGCCAGAUCACCUCCUUCCUGGGCCACAAUGGAGCUGGGAAGACCACCACCAUGUCAAUCCUGACCGGGUUGUUCCCUCCCACCUCGGGCACUGCCUACAUCCUGGGAAAAGACAUUCGCUUUGAGAUGAGCACCAUCCGGCAGAACCUGGGGGUCUGCCCCCAGCAUAACGUGCUGUUUGACAUGCUGACUGUGGAAGAACACAUCUGGUUCUAUGCGCGGCUGAAGGGGCUCUCGGAGAAGCACGUGAAAGCAGAGCUGGAGCAGAUGGCCUUGGAUGUCGGUUUGCCACCCAGCAAACUGAAAAGCAAAACAAGUCAGCUGUCAGGCGGAAUGAAGAGAAAGCUGUCUGUGGCUUUGGCCUUUGUUGGGGGAUCCAAGGUUGUCAUUCUGGACGAGCCCACAGCCGGUGUGGACCCUUACUCCCGCAGGGGAAUAUGGGAGCUCCUGCUGAAAUACCGACAAGGCCGCACCAUUAUUCUCUCCACGCACCACAUGGAUGAAGCAGACAUCCUGGGGGACAGGAUUGCCAUCAUUUCCCAUGGGAAGCUGUGCUGUGUGGGCUCCUCCCUAUUUCUGAAGAACCAGCUGGGAACAGGCUACUACCUGACCCUGGUUAAGAAGGAUGUGGAAUCCUCCCUCAGUUCCUGCAGAAAUAGCAGUAGCACUGUGUCGUACCUGAAGAAGGAGGACAGUGUUUCUCAGAGCAGUUCUGAUGCUGGCCUGGGCAGCGACCAUGAAAGUGACACGCUGACCAUCGAUGUCUCGGCCAUCUCCAACCUCAUCAGGAAGCACGUGGCUGAGGCCCGGCUAGUGGAAGACAUUGGGCAUGAACUGACUUACGUGCUGCCCUACGAAGCUGCCAAGGAGGGGGCCUUUGUGGAACUCUUCCAUGAGAUUGAUGACCGGCUCUCAGACCUGGGCAUCUCCAGUUACGGCAUCUCGGAGACGACCCUGGAAGAAAUAUUUCUCAAAGUGGCCGAAGAGAGUGGGGUGGAUGCUGAGACCUCAGAUGGCACCUUGCCAGCAAGACGAAACAGACGGGCCUUCGGGGACAAGCAGAGCUGCCUUCGCCCAUUCACUGAAGAUGAUGCUACUGAUCCUAAUGAUUCUGAUGUAGACCCAGAAUCCAGAGAAACAGACCUGCUCAGUGGGAUGGAUGGCAAAGGCUCCUACCAGGUGAAGGGCUGGAAGCUCAUACAGCAGCAGUUUGUGGCGCUUCUGUGGAAGAGGCUGCUGAUUGCCAGACGGAGUCGGAAGGGAUUCUUUGCUCAGAUCGUCCUACCAGCUGUGUUUGUCUGCAUUGCCCUGGUGUUCAGCUUGAUCGUGCCCCCCUUUGGCAAGUACCCCAGCCUGGAACUUCAGCCCUGGAUGUACAACGAACAGUACACGUUCAUCAGUAAUGAUGCUCCUGAGGACAUGGGCACCCAGGAACUCUUGAAUGCCCUCACCAGACACCCCGGCUUCGGGACCCGCUGUAUGGAAGGAAAUCCAAUCCCAGACAUGCCCUGCUCGGUGGGGGAGGAGGAGUGGACCACCGCCCCCGUUCCCCAGACCAUCACGGACCUCUUCCAAAAUGGGAACUGGACGAUGGAGAACCCCUCACCUACCUGCCAGUGUAGCAGUGACAAAAUCAAGAAGAUGCUGCCCGUGUGUCCCCUGGGGGCAGGGGGGCUGCCUCCUCCACAAAGAAAACAGAACACUGCAGACAUCCUUCAGAACCUGACGGGAAGAAACAUUUCGGAUUAUCUGGUGAAGACCUAUGUGCAGAUCAUAGCCAAAAGUUUAAAGAACAAGAUCUGGGUGAAUGAGUUUAGGUAUGGAGGGUUUUCCCUGGGUGCCAGUAAUUCUCAUUCACUUCCUUCAAGUCAAGAAGUUAAUAAUGCCAUCAAGCAAGUGAAGAAGCACUUGAAGCUGGCCAAGGACAGUUCUGCAGAUCGAUUUCUCAGCAGCUUGGGGAGGUUCAUGACAGGACUGGACACGAAAAAUAACGUCAAGGUGUGGUUCAACAACAAGGGCUGGCAUGCCAUCAGCUCUUUCCUGAACGUCAUCAACAAUGCCAUUCUGCGGGCCAGCCUGCAGAAGGGAGAGAACCCCAGCCAGUAUGGGAUUACUGCCUUCAAUCACCCCCUGAAUCUCACCAAGCAGCAGCUCUCGGAAGUGGCUCUGAUGACCACGUCAGUGGAUGUCCUUGUGUCCAUCUGUGUCAUCUUCGCGAUGUCCUUCGUCCCGGCCAGCUUUGUUGUGUUCCUGAUCCAAGAGCGGGUCAGCAAAGCGAAGCACCUGCAGUUCAUCAGUGGAGUAAAGCCUGUCAUCUACUGGCUUUCCAAUUUCGUGUGGGAUAUGUGCAACUAUGUGGUCCCUGCCACGCUGGUCAUUAUCAUCUUCAUCUGCUUCCAGCAGAAGUCCUAUGUGUCCUCUACCAACCUGCCUGUGCUGGCCCUUCUACUUCUGUUGUACGGGUGGUCGAUCACACCUCUCAUGUACCCAGCCUCCUUCGUGUUCAAGAUCCCCAGCACAGCCUACGUGGUCCUCACCAGCGUGAACCUCUUCAUCGGGAUCAACGGCAGUGUGGCCACUUUUGUGCUGGAGCUUUUUACCAACAAUAAGCUGAAUAACAUCAAUGAUAUCCUGAAGUCUGUAUUCUUGAUCUUCCCACAUUUUUGCCUGGGACGGGGGCUCAUUGACAUGGUGAAAAACCAGGCAAUGGCUGACGCCUUGGAAAGGUUUGGGGAGAACCGUUUUGUUUCGCCACUGUCCUGGGACUUAGUGGGACGGAACCUCUUCGCCAUGGCCGUGGAAGGGGUGGUAUUCUUCCUCAUCACUGUUCUCAUCCAGUACAGAUUCUUCAUCAGGCCCAGACCUGUAGAUGCAAAGCUUCCUCCUUUGAAUGAUGAGGAUGAAGAUGUGAAGCGGGAAAGACAGAGAAUUCUUGAUGGUGGAGGACAGAACGACAUCUUGGAAAUCAAGGAGCUGACUAAGAUAUAUAGAAGAAAGAGGAAGCCUGCCGUUGACAGGAUUUGCGUUGGCAUUCCGCCUGGCGAGUGCUUUGGACUUCUGGGAGUUAAUGGGGCUGGGAAAUCAUCAACUUUCAAGAUGUUAACUGGAGAUACCACUGUUACCAGAGGAGAUGCUUUCCUGAACAAAAAUAGUAUCUUAUCAGACAUCCAUGAAGUCCAUCAGAACAUGGGCUAUUGCCCUCAGUUCGAUGCCAUCACAGAGCUGUUGACCGGAAGAGAGCAUGUGGAGUUCUUUGCCCUCUUGAGAGGAGUCCCAGAGAAAGAAGUUGGCAAGGUUGGUGAAUGGGCAAUUCGGAAACUGGGCCUUGUAAAGUAUGGAGAAAAAUAUGCUGGCAACUACAGUGGAGGCAACAAGCGCAAGCUCUCAACGGCCAUGGCUCUGAUCGGCGGGCCCCCUGUCGUGUUUCUGGAUGAACCUACCACAGGCAUGGACCCCAAAGCCCGGCGAUUCUUGUGGAAUUGUGCCCUAAGUAUUGUCAAGGAAGGCAGAUCAGUAGUGCUUACAUCUCAUAGUAUGGAAGAAUGUGAAGCUCUUUGCACUAGGAUGGCAAUUAUGGUCAAUGGGAGGUUCAGGUGUCUCGGCAGCGUCCAACAUCUGAAAAAUAGGUUUGGAGAUGGUUACACAAUCGUGGUACGGAUAGCAGGGUCCAACCCUGACCUGAAGCCUGUCCAGGAGUUCUUCGGACUUGCCUUCCCGGGAAGUGUCCUCAAAGAGAAGCACCGGAACAUGCUACAGUACCAGCUUCCAUCUUCACUAUCUUCUCUGGCCAGGAUAUUCAGCAUCCUUUCCCAGAGCAAAAAGAGACUCCACAUAGAAGACUACUCUGUUUCUCAGACAACGCUUGACCAAGUAUUUGUAAACUUCGCCAAGGACCAAAGUGAUGAUGACCACUUAAAGGACUUGUCAUUACACAAAAACCAGACAGUAGUCGAUGUUGCAGUUCUCACAUCUUUUCUCCAGGAUGAGAAAGUGAAAGAAAGUUACGUAUGAAGAAUACUGUUCGUACAGGCUGACUAAAAGAAAGGAGGAACUAGCCCUUCCUCCGCACCAUGUGAAGUGUUCCAAAAGAAGAGCUGGACGUUUUUUGUGGGAAGAAGUAAACUGGAUACUGUACUGAUACUAUUCAAUGCAAUGCAAUUCAAUGCAAUGAAAACAGAAUUCCAUUACAGGGGCAGUGCCUUUGUAGUCUAUGUCUCGUAUGGCUCUCAAGUGAAAAAGACUUGAAUUUAGUUUAUUACCUUAUACCUACGUGAAACUCUAGUAUGGAACCCAGCGGACAUAUGGGUUUGAAAUCACGCUUUUUUUGUUGUUGUUCCUUUGUAUUCUCACUGGGGUUGCAACAAUAAUUAAUCAAGUAAUCAUGGCCAGUGAUUAUUUAUCAAAAUCAGAAGGCGUGUUACAUCUUCAUUCACGAAGCCGUGCCAUGCCAGGAGACUGGUUUCCCGGCGACACAUCCAUUGCUGGCGAUGAGUGUGCCAGAAUGACUAGUGCCAAGUUGCUCAGAAAGCCUGAAGGACCGUGGUGUGUCGUGCACACUUUUGCAACAGCUGUUAUGCUUCAGAGUCCAUCAGCAUCGGUAUCAGGUGACAGAAUGGUGCCCUGGACGGGGAAAGCCCUCCAUUGUUUCCCUCUCUGAUGAGCUGCUCUGGUGUGGCCGUAACAUUGCAAGUGUGGGUGGCUCAAGACAGGUGAGACUUGGUUCCAUGGGUCUCCAGGGCCACUUUUCUGGGACUCUUUAAAUAUACUUAGAUCCUGGUAAGCAGCAAAGAGCCGCCAAACUGUUGCGGCUGCAAGCUGCUGAGGCCAGGUCACGGGACUAAAGAGCUGGCUUGUUCAAACCUCGGGAGGCCUGUGUCCAUUUGUCCUGGUUGUCUGCUAACACGGUACAUUGCAUCUCAAGAUCUUCCUGUUUGACCCAAGUGUAGUGUUAUUUCUGGCUUUUUAAAUUAAUCCAGAAUAUGAAAGGAUAGAGUUGUAUUUUGACAAAAAUCUUUGUACUUUUAAUGUUGUUUGGAAUCUUAAGUUCUGUCAGUGACUUGUGAAUCCCCUGGGAUGGCCUCUUUGUAGAACCCCGUGGCAUAGAGGAGUGGCCCCACUAGCUUUAUUUCUCAUGGAAGCUUGCAGAGGGAACCUCUGAUUAGUGCCUGGUGACCAGAAAACAAUGUGGUGGUCAAGAUCUCAUGACAGCAUUAUAUUUGAGUUUCUUUAAGAUCAUUCAAAAUACUCUUAAUCUCCGCUUGUUAAUCAAGUAUUUUUUGAGUGUAUGUUGUAGCUGAAUUGACCGUGUAUGGAUGGAUUGGGUCUGGAGGAAUUAAGUCUCAGUAGAUAUCCUGUGCCAUGUUACUCAGCUAACAGGUUUACAAAUAUAGGUUUUGUUGUUGUGGUUGUGGGAUCCCAGUGAAUACUGGGCAGCCUUUUUUUUUUUUUUAAAUAGCAACAGUGCAAAAGCCAAAAAAGUCUGUCAUAAGGGUCACAAGACUAAACAAUGAAUACUUUCACAAAAAAGAUCAAUAACUUUAAAACUUGUUGAGUAACACAACUUGUGCUUAUGGGUAUAUUUGGUACUGUCAGAAAAUUGGCUUUGAAGAUCUUAGAUACCCCAUUCUGACAGUCUCAAAUUUUUCAUCUCUUCAGUCCUGAAUUUCUCAUGAAAAAAAUAAAAACAGCAAAUGCCCCCACAUGAAAUACAUUUGACUUUUCUGAUCCAGUCUUAUUUUUUUAGUCAAUAAACACUUUAAAAAAUAUUAUUUCACUAAUGCUUAAUGUGAUCUGUCUUGAGACAACAAAAAUAUGAGGGAAGUACUAUUGGGUGAAAUUCAAGCCAUCUUUCAAUAUCAUUACUAAUUUCUUUUUCUAAAAUUUAAAUACUAACUCUAAAGGUGUUAAGAUUUCACAUCUAUUUGAAAUCUGUUUUUUAAAAUUUACAGAAAGUUAUCACAUAACUUGUUUGGCAAAAGAAAAUGACUUAGAAAUUAAUGCCAAUAUUUUCUAAAAUGAUAAACAAGUAAUGAAGGCCCAUUUCCAGUAACUAUUGGCAUGAUGAGGUCAUUACAUUUUGUGCAGUCUUUAAUGAUAUAAAAUUCAUAAUUUAGUUUCUCCUUAUUUAAUAUUUUUCAAAAUCAAACUUUUGUUAGUUUUCCCAUUUCACUAGAAUCAUGUUCUAAUUCUCUAUUUUAUUAAAUCAGUGAGCAGCUCCUGGCUCUAAUUACUCUGACUUCAAGGCCAUAUUUUAAAAAAUUCAAAAGAGACUGUGAACUGUUUUGGGAAAAAAAAAAAAAAAAAUUCAAUAUAGAUUUCCAAGGAUCUCUUCUGAAGCUAGAAACAAUCUAUAGCUACACCCUGACUUCAUUGUUACCUUUUAAACUACCCAAAUAGUAAUCUUCUACAUUUUCCUGUGUAAACCUAAUUAUAGUAGAAUUUUUUACCAACUCUACUCAAGUAAAAUUUCUAUAUAUUCCCUGUGGAAAUAUAAGUAUGUGAGUUUCAAAAAUUCUCAAAGUGUCCAAAGGUUGCCGCUUUUGCUUCUUUUGGACACCUUGGAAACUUUAUUAUCAACUGUGAAUAUGAAAAAUACAAAAGAAAACAAUCACAAAGCCCUUUAUACAUACAUAAACAUCCAGCACAGCUCAUUGUUAAAAAACAGCCAAACCUCAGACUACUGUAUUUCAAUCUCUGUACUGAAAGCGUGUGCAUUGUGGUGAUUAAAUGUUGCACGUCUUUCAUUCACUGUAAUCAUUGACGAAAGGGAUUUGUCUGUUUUCUUCUCGUGGUUGUAUAUAUCAGGUAAAUUUUUUUCCAAAGAGCCAUGUGUCAUAUAUAAUAUUGAACCACUUUGAUACUGAGAUACUAAUUUGUACCCUUGUUACUAUUUACUAGUAAGAGUACUCUAGUAAUAUAGCUCUAAUUCUCUUCAAAAUUGUUGCAUCCCUUUUAUAGAAUGUUUCUAUUUCCACAAGGAUUAAGUAUUCUCUCUUCUUAUACCCUAGGAUGAAGCUAUGUUUUUGUGCUUUUUCUUUAUCAUUGGCUCUUCAUUCCAAGCACUUUAUGCUGUCUCUAAUGGGAUCUAUUUUUGCACUGGAAUAUCUGAGAAUUGCAAAACUAGACAAAAGUUUCACAACAGAUUUCUAAGUUAAAUCAUUUUCAUUAAAAGGAAAAAAAGAAAAAAAAUUUUGUAUGUCAAUAACUUUAUAUGAAGUAUUAAAAAAAAGGCAUAUUUCUAUGUUGUAAUGAGUCACGAAAUAAAGCUGUGACCGUUCU
This is a messenger RNA of Leptonychotes weddellii (Weddell seal), 9816 nucleotides long. Lineage: Eukaryota; Metazoa; Chordata; Mammalia; Carnivora; Phocidae. The record is from RefSeq and is a predicted model, not a curated record.